This is a messenger RNA of Sesamum indicum (sesame), 1074 nucleotides long. Lineage: Eukaryota; Viridiplantae; Streptophyta; Magnoliopsida; Lamiales; Pedaliaceae. The record is from RefSeq and is a predicted model, not a curated record.
AUGUUGCAUGAUUUUCCAUCUCGUGUCGAUGAAUUUAUUGGCAAUUUGAUCGAGUCGUCUGAUCCGUCGUUGGUGCCGUUCUUGGUUGCUGAUAUUGUUUAUUCAUGGGCUGCAACAAUUGCCAAGAAGUACAACCUAGUGAACGUGUCAUUCUGGCCAGCACCAGCCUUGGUGUUUGCUAUUAAUAAUUAUUACUACGACCAUCUAAGUACAAAUGGUCAUUUUCCACGUACAGAUGAUCUCGUGUACUCGAUUGAUUACAUUCCUGGAGUUGAGUCGAUCAGUAACAAGGACUUGAUGCCGUAUCUUCAUGAAGUGGACACCACAACAGUCACUCACAAGAUUCUUAUCAAGGCAUUUGAGGAGGAUAAGAAGCCAACAUAUGCAAUAGGUCCUGUCAAUUUGUCCUCUGAGUGUAUCAAAACCCGUGUGCCCAAGAGCCUGCUCUUUGAAGUAGACUGCUCCAAAUGGCUCGAAUCAAAGCCUCCCGGCUCAGUCUUGUAUGUCUCAUUUGGUAGCAUUGUUCAGACCAAUAAGCAGAUAAUUGAAGCGAUAGCUCAAGGACUUCUCCUUAGUGAAGUAAGUUUUGUUUGGGCAAUUCGCCCCAAGAUUGUUAGCUCGAUUGAUGACAGUGAAAAUGUUUUACCAGCUGGAUUUGAGGAUAAUAUUAAGGAUAAAGGGUUGAUUGUCCCCUGGUGCAAUCAAAAUGCCGUCCUCUCCGAUCCAGCAGUUGGAGGAUUUCUGACACACUGCGGGUGGAAUUCAAUAUUGGAAAGUAUGUCAUGUGGUGUUCCAAUGAUUUGUUAUCCGGUAAUGUAUGAUCAGCCUACUAACCGAAAAUUGGUGGUUGAUGAUUGGAAGAUUGGAGUUAAUCUCUGUGAUGGCAUAUCGAUUAAUGGGGCAGAAGUAGCAUCAAAGAUUAAGCAGCUAAUGUGCGAAAAAACAUCAGUUGACAUCAGGAAUGAGAUGAUGAAACUCAGGAGCAUACUGCAUGAUGCGUUGGCUGAGGAGGGAUCGUCCAAUAGAAAUUUUGAUCAAUUUAUCCAGGACUUAAAACAUAAAAUGCAUGUUUAG